AUGGCGAACCAGUCCACCCUCCGCCAGCGGCCGCAAGAUCGCUUCGCGCAGUACUUCGACCACUUCUACGAACGCCUACUUGAGCGUGUAGACCAGUUGCAAAAGCGUAGCCCGCUCGACAAACGAACGACUCAGCUCAUCGCCACGCUCGCACUGUCUUUGACCAUCAUCACCGGAGGGUAUGGAGGGUACAGAUGGUACAGCGGCCGGAAGAAAGAGAGAGACUUGGGCCAUCGACUAGUGAGACGGAAUAGCGGGUUGCGAAGUAAAGAUGGCACGCGAACGAUAUAUGUGCCCUAUAAGGACCGGACGAGCAAGGUUACCAUACAUCCCACCAAGCCCACGACGUUUGAUGCGCACAGGAGGCUGUUCUUGAACCCCAUGCGUCAGCGAAGUUCGGGGAGGGAGUUCUCGCUGGGCGUGCCGCCGCCGAAUGUCAAGCCUGGGCUGAAUGUUGCUUUCGUGCAUCAAUUCAUGGCGAUCAUGCAAAUCGCAGUGCCGAGGCUGGGAUCGAAAGAGUCCGGACUGUUGACAACACAUGCGUUCUUCCUCCUGCUACGGACGUACCUCUCGCUCGUCGUAGCUCGGAUGGACGGAGAAAUCGUCCGAGACCUCAUCGCUGGUAAAGGCAAGGACUUCCUGUUCGGACUGGUCAAAUGGCUUUCCGUGGGUGUCAUCGGCAGCUACACCAACUCGAUGAUCAAGUUCCUGCAGGCGAAGAUCAGCAUCGCGUUCCGGACACGCCUGACGAGAUAUAUCCACGAUCUGUACCUGGGUUCGCAUAUGGCGUACUAUAAGAUGCACGCGCUGGAUGGAGGGAUCGAGCAUGGCGCGGAUCAGUUCGUUUGUCGGGACCUGACUCUGUUCUGCGAUAAUGCGGCUAACCUUUACUCGAGCUUGGGAAAGCCGCUGGUGGAUCUUGUCACAUUCAAUUACCAGCUUUACCGUUCUUUGGGACCUUUGGCGUUGAGUGGGUUGCUUAGCACUUAUAUCGGGACUGCAAUCUUGCUGAAGAAGUUGAGCCCGCCUUUUGCCAAGCUGAAGUCUGUUGAGGCUCGGAAGGAGGGCGACUUCAGAUCAUUGCACGCCAGGCUGAUCGCCAACGCUGAAGAGGUGGCCUUCUACGCUGGAGGACCGAUGGAGCAUGGCCUGCUUGAUCACGGCUUCAAGGAGCUCAAGAAAUGGAUGGAAGGUAUUUACCGUGUGAAGGUGGGAUACAACAUGCUUGAGGACUUUGUCUUGAAGUACACAUGGUCUGCGCUGGGCUAUGUCAUUACGAGUCUCCCGGUCUUCCUGCCUGAAAUGGGUCUUGCGCCAGAACCCAAAGUGUCGAAGAAUGUCACUCCUGAGGUCGCAGAUACUGCUGAGGCAGGUGACAGGACUGGUUCACGGACGAAGCAGUUCAUCACGAACAAGAAGUUGAUGCUGAACCUUGCAGAUGCCGGCAGCCGCAUGAUGUACUCCAUCAAGGACCUUUCUGAACUUGCUGGCCAGACGAGCAGAGUGUUCAAGCUCAUUAGUACUCUGCAUCGCGUGCAAGCGAACGCUUAUCAGCUGCCACCAAACGUCUAUCCGGAACCUUUCAAUCUGACCGAUGUUGCGGGAACUCUCCACAAGGGUUAUGAUGGCGUUCGUCUUGAGCACGUUCCUAUCGUAGCACCCUCUCCCUUCCCAAUGGGCGGUGAGGAGUUGAUCGACAACCUGUCUUUCAUCGUUGGACCGGGCGAUCAUCUGCUUAUAACAGGUCCUAACGGAGCAGGAAAGUCUGCAGUGUCUCGCAUCGUUGCUGGUCUAUGGCCAACGUAUCGCGGCUUGACAUCUAGACCACGCACCAAUGGCCAAGACGGCAUCAUGUUCCUUCCACAAAAAGUCUACCUAAGCCCCGGUACUCUUCGAGAUCAAGUCAUCUACCCCCACACUGAGGUGGACAUGAGAGAUGCUGGGCGUAGGGAAAGCGAGCUGCAAGCCAUCCUGGAGGAGGCCAAGCUUGGCUAUAUUCCCGAGCGUGAAGGUGGAUGGGAUACUAGGAAGAUGUGGCAAGAUGUUCUCAGUGGUGGUGAGAAGCAGCGUAUGGGCAUUGCUCGGUUGUUGUAUCAUGAACCUCGCUAUGCUUUUAUUGAUGAAGGCACGUCGGCGGUGAGCUCUGAUGUUGAGGGUAUUUUGUAUGAGACGGCAAAGCGGAAGGGGAUCACACUCGUCACGAUCUCCACGCGAGCAUCGCUCAAGCGGUACCACUCAUACACUCUGACGCUUGGCCUGGGCGAAGAAGCUAACGAGUACGAAUUCGUUCGCAUCGGUACGGCCAGCGAGAAGAACAGUGUGCUGCAGGAGAUCCAAGAAUUGCGCGAGAAGCUUGCUCAAGUAGACGAGUGGAAGCAGAGGAAGGAGCAAAUCGAGGAAGAACUAAGCAAAGUCUGGGUCGCCGGCAAGCAGGAGCUUGAAGCGCCGCAAUAUCACCAGGAAGAAGCAGCUACAACGUGA
Molecule: messenger RNA, 2481 nt
Organism: Zasmidium cellare ATCC 36951
Lineage: Eukaryota; Fungi; Ascomycota; Dothideomycetes; Mycosphaerellales; Mycosphaerellaceae
Exons: 2
Coding region: 1-2481 (826 amino acids)
Biological process (GO): peroxisome organization; long-chain fatty acid import into peroxisome; very long-chain fatty acid catabolic process
Cellular component (GO): peroxisomal membrane
Molecular function (GO): ATP binding; ATP hydrolysis activity; ABC-type transporter activity
Source: RefSeq, a predicted model, not a curated record